AGUACCGAAGUUUUAAACUUUGCUGAUUCUUGCGAUGUAUUAUCUUGACAACUCCGAUGUUGGACAAAAAUGCCAAACUUACUUCUCAAGUGGAGAUUAUACGAAUUGUGCUAAUAGUAAUGGAUGUAUGACAAGCGAUGCUCAAUACAAGGAAUGUUGCAUCGAUAACAACUACUGCUCAUUUGUUGCUACUAUUUACUUUAUCUACGUCAUUUUGUCUGUUAUCUUGUGUUGUAUUAUUAUCUCCAUCGUCGGAAGUGUCAUUUUCUGUUGUGUCAAAGGGAUUAUGUGUUGUGCUCGUGAAGGCGCCGGUAAAGACGAUCAGGAUCCGGAACAGUCGGGAGAAAUCUGCGAGGACAGCACCACUUCUUCUCAAGAGAGUAUGAAAUGCUCCAAGAUUGCUUGAUCGAUGACGAUGAAGUUGAAGAUAGGCCUUGAAUACCAUGAUAGCUUGUGUUUGUGUGAAUAAAAUAGUUUAUGUGA
Molecule: messenger RNA, 483 nt
Organism: Caenorhabditis elegans
Lineage: Eukaryota; Metazoa; Nematoda; Chromadorea; Rhabditida; Rhabditidae
Gene: Y46B2A.4
Product: UPF0506 domain-containing protein
Exons: 2
Coding region: 35-406 (123 amino acids)
Source: RefSeq, marked reviewed